AUGAGCGGGGAUAGUUCAAGAGAAACACUAGAACAAUUACGAACAGUCUCAGGUAGUCCUGCCUCAAGACAUAAACACAAACAUCACCACCAUCACCAUCACCAUCACCGUCAUCAUCAGAAUCGCAAUGAACAAGAUAUGGAUAUGACACCCGGUAGAAAUUCAUUAAUGACCUCUGCUCCCACAGUGGUCGGUCAGAGACCUCCAUUUGUGUCGGCUGCACAACAAGCACGUACAAUAUCUAAUAGAGAUCGUUAUGUACCAUCAGGAAAAAAUCGACUUAUGUCAGGUCAUCAUACUGCCCCAGUUGCAAAUAAUAAUUAUAUUAAGAGACCUUUACCAAGACUUGCAGACGGGACUAGAUUUGGAAGUUAUCAAAUUGUGAAAACUCUAGGGACAGGUUCCUUUGGGAAAGUAAAACUUGCUUAUCAUAUUACUUCAGGUCAAAAAGUUGCAUUAAAAAUAAUUAAUAAAAAAAUUCUUUCUCGUAGAGAUAUGCAAGGUCGUAUUGAAAGAGAAAUUUCUUAUUUAAGAUUGUUAAGACAUCCACAUAUUAUUAAAUUAUAUGAUGUGAUUAAAUCAAAUGAUGAAAUUAUUAUUGUAUUAGAAUAUGCACAACAUGAAUUAUUUGAAUAUAUUACUCAACAUGGAAGACUCUCAGAAGAUGAAGCUCGUCAUUUUUUUCAAGAGAUUAUAUCUGCUGUAGAAUAUUGUCAUAGACAUAAAGUAGUUCAUAGAGAUCUUAAACCAGAAAACCUUUUAUUAGAUAAACAUUAUCGUGUAAAGAUUACAGAUUUUGGAUUAUCUAAUAUAAUGACCGAUGGGAAUUUUUUAAAGACAUCAUGUGGUUCACCAAAUUAUGCUGCACCUGAAAUUAUUGGUGGGAAAUUAUAUGCAGGUCCAGAAGUUGAUGUUUGGUCCUGUGGUGUUAUCCUUUAUGUCCUAUUAUGUCAUAGAUUACCAUUUGAUGAUGAAAGUUUACCAAAAUUAUUCAAAAAUAUUAAUAAUGGGAUUUAUGCAUUACCAAAUUUUUUAUCUCCUGGUGCAGCGUCUUUAAUUAAAAGAAUGCUUAUUGUAAAUCCAUUAGGAAGAAUUUCAAUCCAAGAAAUUAUGCAAGAUGAAUGGUUUAAAAAAGAUAUUCCAUUAUAUUUAGUGCCUCAAGAUUUAAGAGAAGAUGAAAAUGAGAGUCUUAAUGGUGAUAGUGAUACAAAUAGUCUUACUGCAUCCAUAAGAAGUGGUGAAGAAAAUAUAGAUGAAGAAUUAGUAACGGCAUUAGCUAAUACUAUGGGUUAUGGAAUUGAUGAAAUUUAUGAAUCUUUAGAAACAGAGACUACUGAUCCAGGUUUACUGGAAAUCAGAGAUGCAUAUCUAUUAAUGAAGGAAAAUAAAGAUAUCUUAAAGGAUUUAAGAUUAGUUAGAUCAGAUUCUGAUAUCUCUUUAAUUAAUAACAAGAGUGGAGAAGUGAUUGAUACAAUGGCCGCUCAACAAAUGACCACUUAUCAUAGGAACAAGGAUUCUCAAUAUCAUUUGACUACAGCAUCUGGUGAACCUUGUGAUCCCAUGACAGGUUCAAUGAAACAAGGUAUGAUGAAACAGCAACGGACAUAUAAUGAUACUGAAGGAACUCCGUUGGAUACAAAUGAAUCCACAAUUACGAUUUUACCAACAUCACUACCUCAAAUUCAUCGUGUAAAUAUGUUUGCUGAAGGAUUCCCUGGUGCAGGAGUCAUUACACCAAUGUUAACUCCGACUAGUAAAACCAGGUGGCAUUUCGGAAUAAGAUCUCAUUCUUAUCCAUUAGUUGUUAUGGGAGAAGUCUAUACAGCAUUGAAACGACUUGGUGCUCAAUGGAUAAGAACAACAGAGAGAGAAUUGUGGACAAUUAGAGUGCUAUGGAAAUGGGAUGGGCAAAUGAAUCAAGAAAAUGUUGAUACAUUAAAUGUAAUUCCUGAAAGAAUGAAAGUUGUCGUUCAGUUAUUCCAAACUUCACCAAACUAUUAUUUGGUUGAUUUAAAAUUUGAUGGAUGGGAGACCAAUGAAGCUACUGAUUCGAAUGGACAAAUUCGUAGAGAGGCUACACCGAGUGCAGAAUCCAUUGCAAAAGACGAGAAAGUUAGUACAUUUUCAGCAUAUCCAUUCUUAAAUUUGUCUACCAAAUUAAUAAAUGAACUGGUGAGGGAAAAUCAAGUAAGUACCGAUUCAUCACAAGAGGACCUCACUACAUAG
Messenger RNA from Maudiozyma saulgeensis, 2226 nucleotides. NCBI's taxonomy places the organism in Eukaryota, Fungi, Ascomycota, Saccharomycetes, Saccharomycetales, Saccharomycetaceae. The record is from the annotation of a GenBank genome assembly.